Ipomoea nil (Japanese morning glory) is the source of this 875-nucleotide messenger RNA. RefSeq lists its product as uncharacterized. The coding region runs from base 298 to 666 and encodes 122 amino acids. The transcript is spliced from 3 exons. Lineage: Eukaryota; Viridiplantae; Streptophyta; Magnoliopsida; Solanales; Convolvulaceae. The record is from RefSeq and is a predicted model, not a curated record.
AAAUUUCAUUCUUCACCAAGCAGUAGCAGCCUGCAUUACUGCCUGUGCGCCAUAGCCCGCACCGAGCCAGCAGCUCCGCCGCCUUCGCCUCAAGCUUUCAGUCAGAAGCUCUGUCGACCGUCGUCCACUCGUGAGCAACUCCUCAGGAUCGAAUGAUCAAAUCCUUAACCCUAAAUUCCUGGUUAAAAAUUGAUUCUUGAAGACUGUUAAGGUUAUAAUUGUCGAUACGUGUAAAGUUAAGCUUCACCAAAAACUAAAGCCAGACAUUGAUUUUCUAAGAUCUGGAGAGGAGCUAUCAUGUUUGGGACAGCAAUAAGGUACAUGGUGGCGAGGAAGCCAAAGCCAAAGAUGAAACCAAUAGAGCUGAAAACCCCACCAGAGCAGACACAGACUAUCACCAGGGUUAUUUUUGACAUUUUGAAGGAGCAUGGUCCUCUCAGCAUUGCUGAUACCUGGGAACGUGUGAAGGAAGUUGGAGUCCGAGGAUUAACAAGCAAAAGGCACAUGAAGAUAGUGCUAAGAUGGAUGAGGGAAAGACAAAAGCUUAAGAUUAUAUGCAACCACGUAGGUCCCAACAAGCAAUUCCUGUAUUCCACCUGGUUUACAAAACCAGACAUUAAACCAACACCACUUGGAAGAGGCACUUCACAGCCUAAGUUACCCUAAUCCUCGAGCUUUCAACCGGUUAUUUAACAUCCCAAGUAUCUCGUUUUAAACCUUCGUUUCUUAUAUUAUCCCAGACCCAGAGUUAAACAGAUGGUUAGUUCUGUUGCCCUUUAAACCACCAAACUAGCGUGAUCUAGGUUAUAAACCACAAUAUGAAAUAAUGCUGUUCUUGUAUAGGGAUAGUGUCUUUUUCUGGUUUCUUUGCAUGA